CUAUUUAAUCUUCCGCCGCGGCUCCUCGCUUCACUUCGCUCGGCGCUUGCUUCUGGUUUCAAUCUCAACGCGAAUCAGAUCGCCGGACGUCGUCGGCCGUAGAGGCGUACUGUUCCGAUUCCCUGCUUCGCUUGCUGUAGAUCGCGGACCUAGUGGUGCUGCCAUUACUUUAUAGGACUAUCACGUCAAUGCUUGAAUAAAUCUAUUUACACAAACAUGCCAUUUGUGGCAAGCUCAAGGAUGGAUAGCAGAAGGACAUCCUCAUAUUGCUCGACGACUACAAUUGUCGUAUUUGUCGCCCUCGGCUCCCUCGGCUUAGUAGCAGUGUGGAUGAUGACAUCCUCAAUAGUUGUCCCUACAGCUAUAUCUGGUACACAAUCUGACACUAAUGGAAAAGUUUCCAGGUCUGAUCCUACCUCUUUUAAAAGUCAUUCAGGAGAAGAGUCAAGUGGUGAUGACAGUGACAAUAAUGUUCAAAAUGAAGCCAACUCCUUUGCAGAGAAAACAUCUGAGACACUGAUAAACAAAGUAGGAGUUGAGAGUUCUCCAAAGGAUAAAGAAGACAAUAAAGAGGAGUCAGGUGAUGGUUCUCAAACUGAGUCCUUUAAUGACAUUAAUGAAGAGGAAACCAGAGAAACAAACAAGGAGGCUGUAGGUUUGGAUCAGGAUACUAAAACAGGUGAAAAGGUCAAUCCUAAAGACAAGAAAACAGAGGAAGAAUCAAAGGAAGCUGAAAAUGAUGAAAAAAUUACUGAAGAGAAGAAAUCAAAUCAAGAUGAGAUAUCAGAUGAUGGCAAAACUGAAGAUGAAAAAGAUAGUACAGUAGAGGAAAAAUUGGACCAAGGAGGAAAAAAUACACAAGAGUUUGAUGGGAACGAGGCGGAUCAACUAAAGGCCACUGGUGGCAAUGAGGACUUUCCAUCCGGGGUUCAAUCAGAACUUUUAAAUGAAACCAAUACCCAGGGUGCUACAUGGUCUACACAAGCUGCAGAAUCAAAGAACGAGAAGGAGAUGCAAGAGGGUUCUUCCUCCAAAGAAGAAACUUUAGAUUCUAGUUGGAAGCUUUGUCAAGUUACUGCAGGAAUAGACUAUAUUCCUUGUCUUGACAAUGAAGCAGCUAUUAAGAUGCUUCAUUUAACUGGACAUUAUGAACACAGGGAACGACAUUGCCCUGAGGAGCCCCCGACCUGCCUUGUUCCGCUGCCUAAUGGAUAUAGACCACCAAUUAGGUGGCCAAUGAGUAGGCAAAAGAUAUGGUACAACAAUGUCCCUCAUACCAAACUUGCAGAAGUGAAAGGACACCAAAAUUGGGUGAAAGUUUCUGGAGAAUAUACUGAAUUUCCAGGAGGUGGAACGCAAUUUAUACAUGGUGCACUUCAUUAUAUUGAUUUCAUUCAAGAGUCUUUGCCUGAUAUAGCAUGGGGGCAACGCAGCCGUGUGGUUCUGGAUGUUGGUUGUGGAGUGGCUAGCUUUGGUGGCUAUCUCUUUGAUAGAGAUGUGCUUACUAUGUCAUUUGCACCCAAAGAUGAGCAUGAGGCUCAAGUCCAGUUUGCUCUAGAGAGGGGCAUCCCAGCCAUAUCCGCAGUGAUGGGUACUAAAAGACUGUCUUUUCCUAGUAAGGUCUUUGAUGUUAUUCAUUGUGCCCGGUGUAGAGUUCCUUGGCAUAUUGAAGGUGGCAUGCUCUUGUUGGAGUUGAACCGGUUGCUGCGCCCUGGUGGUUACUUUGUCUGGUCUGCAACUCCAGUUUACCGAACAGAUCAAGAAAAUGUUGGGAUAUGGCAAGCCAUGACUGCAUUGACAAAAUCCAUGUGCUGGGAGAUGGUUAAGAAGACAAGUGAUACGCUCAACCAAGUUGGUUUAGCUAUCUAUAGAAAGCCUUCUGAUAACAAAUGCUAUGAGCAAAGAACCAAAGAUAAUCCUCCACUCUGCCAAGCAUCUGAUGAUCCAGAUGCGGCUUGGAAUAUCACACUCCAAGCGUGCAUGCACAAGUUGCCUGUAGAUUUAACUAGCAGAGGGAAGAAGUGGCCAGAGCAGUGGCCCCUAAGGGUGGAGAAGGUACCUUACUGGCUAAAUAAUUCUCAACUUGGGGUUUAUGGAAAACCUGCACCUGCAGACUUUACAUCAGAUUAUGAGCAUUGGAAACAUGUCGUUAGGAAAUCAUAUGUCAGUGGAAUGGGAAUUAAUUGGUCUACUGUGAGAAAUGUCAUGGACAUGAGAUCUGUAUAUGGAGGGUAAGUUGAUACUAAUGUCCAAUCCAGUUU
This is a messenger RNA of Zingiber officinale, 2261 nucleotides long. RefSeq names its product probable methyltransferase PMT26. NCBI's taxonomy places the organism in Eukaryota, Viridiplantae, Streptophyta, Magnoliopsida, Zingiberales, Zingiberaceae. The record is from RefSeq and is a predicted model, not a curated record. The coding region runs from base 217 to 2235 and encodes 672 amino acids. Gene Ontology annotation, molecular function: methyltransferase activity. Gene Ontology annotation, cellular component: trans-Golgi network; cytoplasm; endosome. The transcript has 7 exons.